UCGACAGCGUGCCCGUUCGGUUGUCAGAUGUUGGAUGUCAUAAUUUUUUGACUGAAUAGGGAUUUUUAUUUAUAUGUAAUUGUUUUAGUUCAGUGGACUGAUGACAGAUUAAAUUGAUAAUAAUAGUUAACCGGUGACAUACGGAAAAUCUAUCCAAUUUGUGAGUGAUUUAUGUGAAACGUCAUUUUGGAUUACCAAGAAAAUUUAACAAAAAAAUUGAUUGUCAAUUGAAAAAGAAUACAAAAAAUCUGAGUGAUUUUAAUGUGAUGUGUGUUAAACAGUGAACCAAAUGUCAUUUGAAUGAUUUGAAAGAAUUUAAGUGUCAAAACAAAAAUACCUUGUUUGCAUUUCGUGAACGCACCCAUUUGUAGUAACAUUAAUAUAAAUUCGAAGUGCGAAAUUAUACCUUAGUCGAGACAAAAACGACGCUUUAACGCAGUCACAAUUACGGCCACCGGAAGAAUAACGAGCGACGCCCACGGCGAUAGUGAUAGUGAAGGGACGACGAGGCACACGACGACGACGGCGACGGCAAUGACGGUGCCCGUACAACGUGGAUCGAUGGCGGUACUGCAACCGCCGCGAUCCCGCUUUAUGAUAACGGAUAUUUUAGCUGGCAGUGCAGCAGCAGCGGCGGCGGCAGCAUCUGCAGCCGCGGCAGCUAAUGCCGCCAUGAAUGGAAAUGAUAACUCGAGCGACCACCACAUUUCGCCGCAUCAUCACCAUCAUCUCGCUUCGCACCAUCCGCAUCUCCAACACCCACUGUCGCAUUCGUUGCAUAUGGUCGGUAGUGGCGGCGGUGGUGGUGGAGGAGUAGUUAUCAACAGUAAUGGCCCCACAAACGGUCUACAUUCUCAUUAUGCGCAUCCUCACCAUCUGCAACAUCAUGCGGCGGCGGCAGCAGCUGCAGCAGCCGCAGCAGCGGCGGCCUACAAUUCUGCUCAUCGCGAUCUCGAUGAUGAUCAUGACCGCAGCGGUCGAUCGCCUUCACCGCAGGGACCGCGUGACCUUAGCGUACCUCCGGGAGGUGGAAGCAGCGGCGGACGAGCCAGUACCCACGAUGACAGUGACAGCGAUUCCAGUGGAAAUCUGGAUAGUCACAGCAUUUGUAGCAAUGGUGCCAAAGAUGAAGAUGGAAAUAGUAUAAAAAGUGGUAUGGGUUUUGGUGGAUCUUCAAGUCUAAGUAAAAAGCAACGAAAAGCUCGAACCGCCUUCACCGACCACCAAUUGCAAACGUUAGAAAAAUCAUUUGAAAGGCAAAAAUAUUUAAGUGUUCAAGAUCGAAUGGAAUUAGCCAAUAAAUUAGGACUAAGUGAUACACAAGUGAAAACUUGGUAUCAAAAUCGAAGAACAAAAUGGAAACGUCAAACUGCCGUUGGUCUUGAAUUGCUUGCCGAAGCUGGUAAUUAUGCAGCAUUCCAGAGGUUAUAUGGUGGGCCACCAUAUCUUGGUGCAUGGCCAUAUCCAGCUCAAUCACCACACGGAACCCCACCAUCUGCAGCCGAUCUGUAUUACCGACAAGCGGCAGCAGCAGCGUUACAAAAACCACUACCUUAUCGUUUAUAUCCAGGUGUUCCGGCUGCCCUCGGCAGCCUGGGUGGCCUACCAGGUCCAGCUUCAGCUCCAUUUCCACACCUCUCAGCAUCUAGUUCUUUGUCGUCAUUAAGUAGUUACUAUCAAACCAAUACCAAUAACAACAACAAUAGCAGUAGCAAUAACAAUAACAUCAGUAUUAGUAAUAGUAAUAGCUCCCGGCGAUCACCCAGUCCGACAUUGAAUCCCGGAAGUCCUCCGGGCCGUUCAGAAAGUAGUCGACCGCCCAGUGAUGAUGAAGAUACUAUUCAAGUAUGAGUUUUAUAGUAACAAUUAUUAUUAUUAUUAUUAUUCUAUGUGUACAGUAAAUUAGCUUAUUUAUUUAAUAAAUUAAUUAAUUCAGAAAGAA
This is a messenger RNA of Episyrphus balteatus (marmalade hoverfly), 1942 nucleotides long. RefSeq names its product homeobox protein B-H1 (gene B-H1). Gene Ontology annotation, molecular function: DNA binding; DNA-binding transcription factor activity, RNA polymerase II-specific. Lineage: Eukaryota; Metazoa; Arthropoda; Insecta; Diptera; Syrphidae. Gene Ontology annotation, biological process: regulation of DNA-templated transcription. The coding region runs from base 535 to 1851 and encodes 438 amino acids. The record is from RefSeq and is a predicted model, not a curated record. The transcript has 3 exons.